Molecule: messenger RNA, 1516 nt
Organism: Mizuhopecten yessoensis (Yesso scallop)
Lineage: Eukaryota; Metazoa; Mollusca; Bivalvia; Pectinida; Pectinidae
Product: proline-rich protein HaeIII subfamily 1-like
Exons: 6
Coding region: 24-1391 (455 amino acids)
Biological process (GO): negative regulation of fatty acid biosynthetic process; positive regulation of transcription by RNA polymerase II; double-strand break repair via homologous recombination
Cellular component (GO): plasma membrane; BRCA1-A complex; BRCA1-BARD1 complex
Molecular function (GO): ubiquitin-protein transferase activity
Source: RefSeq, a predicted model, not a curated record
GGGGUACGAAGAUGAUAUGGUGAAUGUGUACUCUCAAUCUGAUGAUACAACAAUAUCUUGAGAAGAGAAAACAUUUGAAGUCCUUGUUUGAGGAGGACCUAUCCUGUUUCAAAGAAUGUCAGUCUCACCAUCCUUUCGCCAAGGAUCAGUCCCCUCCCUUAGGCAAUGAGGACCAGUCCCCUCCAAUGGGCAUUGAGGACCAGUCCCCUCCCAUUGGCACUGAGGACCAGUCCCCUCCAACAGGCACUGAUCAUGAGGACCAGUCUCCUCCAACAGGCACUGAGGACCAGUUUCCUACCACAGGCACUGAGCACCAGUCCCCUCAAACAGGCACUGAGGACCAGUCUCAUCCAACAGGCACUGGGGACCAGUCCCCUCCAACAGGCACUGAGGACCAGUCUCAUCCAACAGGCACUGAGGACCAGUUUCCUACCACAGGCACUGAGGACCAGUCACCUCCCAUUGGCAAUGAGGACCAGUUUCCUCCAACAGGCACUGGGGACCAGUCUCCUCCAACAGGCAAUGAGGACCAGUCUCCUCCAACAGGCACUGAGGACCAGUCUCCUCCAACAGGCAAUGAGGACCAGUCUCCUCCAACAGGCACUGAGGACCAGUCUCCUCCCACAGGCAAUGAGGACCAGUCUCCUCCAACAGGCACUGAGGACCAGUCUCCUCCAACAGGCACUGAGGACCAGUCUCCUCCAACAGGCAUUGAGGACCAGUCUCAUCCAACAGGCACUGAGGACCAGUCACCUCCCACAGGCACUGAGGACCAGUCUCCUCCAACAGGCACUGAUCAUGAGGACCAGUCUCCUCCAACAGGCACUGAGGACAAGUCCCCUCCCAUUGGCACUGAGGACCAGUUGCCUACCACAGGCACUGAGGACCAGUCUCCUCCAACAGGCACUGAGGACCAGUCCCCUCCCAUUGGCACUGAGGACCAGUCCCCUACCAUAAUUUUGACUUUUGGACUGAACCAAUCACAACAGGAAGAUGUCAAAAAUGCGUGCCGAAAGUUUGGUUGGGGAUUUUCUCAUUCCUUUCACCCAAAAAUCACCCAUCUUGUCAUGAAAACAGAACCUGAAGAAUGCAGAAUGUGUGACAGAAGUCUGAAAUUUUUACAAGCAAUUGCACACCAUGUUUUUAUUGUAAAUCUCCAAUGGAUAAGAGAUUCAGGAAGUAAAGGAAUUCGCCAAUCAGAGAAAAACUACGAGGUUAUUGGUGAUACUGGCACCAUUGAGAUGCAUAAUGGGCCCUAUCUAUCACGGACAAAGUCUAGUCUGCUACUAAAAGGUUUCAAUAUCCACCUCAUUGGACAGGCUGAAGAUCUAACAAAAGGUAAGGAUAAAGAUAUUAGUAAAAAUGAAUUGGGCUCAGUAUUCAUAUUAUAAUCUUUGAGUACAUUUAACAGUAUGUAGUGUGAUAAAAUGACUAUGAUUUGUACUAGUUUUUAGGUCCUCCACUGUUAGAUAAAAUUUUUCAUUUACAACCUGACCAUAAAUGCUGUUGAAGAGAU